This is a messenger RNA of Physeter macrocephalus (sperm whale), 1221 nucleotides long. RefSeq lists its product as uncharacterized. Gene Ontology annotation, biological process: nucleosome assembly. The transcript has 4 exons. Gene Ontology annotation, cellular component: nucleosome. The record is from RefSeq and is a predicted model, not a curated record. Gene Ontology annotation, molecular function: structural constituent of chromatin; DNA binding; protein heterodimerization activity. Lineage: Eukaryota; Metazoa; Chordata; Mammalia; Artiodactyla; Physeteridae. Bases 83 to 1150 code for a protein of 355 amino acids.
GGGCGGGGGAGAGGUGGUAGGUAUAUAAGGAUCCGUUCUCCCCUUCUUUGUCAGUUGCUGUUGGUUUGCUUCUCUCAGAACCAUGUCUGGACGCGGCAAAGGCGGCAAGGGUUUGGGUAAGGGAGGCGCUAAACGCCACCGCAAGGUUCUGCGCGACAACAUCCAGGGCAUCACCAAGCCCGCCAUCCGCCGCCUGGCCCGGCGUGGCGGGGUGAAGCGCAUCUCCGGCCUCAUCUACGAAGAGACCCGCGGGGUGCUGAAAGUGUUCCUGGAGAACGUGAUCCGGGACGCCGUCACCUACACCGAGCACGCCAAGCGCAAGACUGUCACCGCCAUGGACGUGGUCUAUGCGCUUAAGCGCCAGGGACGCAGGCCUGCAACAGGACUGUGGGUGUGUGGUCAAUCACUCGUCAUGGCUCGCACUAAGCAGACCGCUCGCAAGUCCACCGGCGGCAAGGCGCCGCGCAAGCAGCUGGCCACCAAGGCGGCCCGCAAGAGCGCGCCGGCCACGGGCGGCGUGAAGAAGCCGCACCGCUACCGGCCCGGCACGGUGGCCCUGCGCGAGAUCCGCCGCUACCAGAAGUCCACGGAGCUGCUGAUCCGCAAGCUGCCGUUCCAGCGCCUGGUGCGCGAGAUCGCGCAGGACUUCAAGACCGACCUGCGCUUCCAGAGCUCGGCCGUGAUGGCGCUGCAGGAGGCGUGCGAGGCCUACCUGGUGGGGCUCUUCGAGGACACCAACCUGUGUGCCAUCCACGCCAAGCGCGUCACCAUCAUGCCCAAGGACAUCCAGCUUGCCCGCCGCAUCCGCGGGGAGAGAGGAAUUACUGCGACAGUAGCCAUGUCUGGUCGCGGGAAGGGUGGUAAAGGCCUCGGCAAAGGCGGCGCUAAGCGUCACCGCAAGGUCUUACGGGAUAACAUCCAGGGUAUUACCAAACCGGCAAUUCGUCGCCUGGCCCGCCGUGGUGGUGUCAAGCGCAUUUCUGGGCUGAUUUACGAGGAGACUCGCGGGGUGUUGAAAGUAUUUUUGGAGAACGUGAUUCGGGACGCUGUUACCUACACCGAGCACGCCAAGCGGAAGACUGUCACCGCCAUGGACGUGGUUUACGCACUCAAACGCCAGGGCCGCACCCUUUACGGCUUCGGUGGUUGAUCACGGUAUCGGCCGAGACAGACUUCGACAUCUAAAAAAAACAAAAAGGCCCUUUUCAGGGCCGCCCACAA